Messenger RNA from Phaeodactylum tricornutum CCAP 1055/1, 752 nucleotides. RefSeq lists its product with no specific name. Gene Ontology annotation, cellular component: DSIF complex; nucleus. NCBI's taxonomy places the organism in Eukaryota, Bacillariophyta, Bacillariophyceae, Surirellales, Neidiaceae. The transcript has a single exon. Gene Ontology annotation, biological process: chromatin organization; positive regulation of DNA-templated transcription, elongation; regulation of transcription elongation by RNA polymerase II. Gene Ontology annotation, molecular function: zinc ion binding; RNA polymerase II complex binding. The record is from RefSeq and is a predicted model, not a curated record. Bases 258 to 659 code for a protein of 133 amino acids.
GUUCUGGCAAAAAAUGUUAUCUUGAAUUCCUAGUUCUGCAUUCUACGUGCGCACCCGCUGAUUUCAGGAGCGGGAUGGAGAAAUUGGCAGUGGCGCAGACGGAAUACCCAACUCAUUGGCACCAUUCGGGGUAACAGCGGUAAAGACAACCGUGCAAACCGACCGAAACCUAGCUGCAAGGCCACAAUAUUCGCGAAAGUAGAAGUUUUGUCGCUUUCAUUGACUGAAUAUACUCUAUCUCUUUCCAUUCACAGUCAAUGAGCUACGAUGAGGAUGAGCGAGGCGAAGAGGAUGUGCCCGCGCAAGUUGCCGAAUUGGCGAACGCGAGUGUUCCGACCAAUCUGAAAGCGGUCCGGGCUUGCAAACGUUGCGGUAUCCUCAAAACUCCGGAGCAGUUUUUGGACGAUGGGUGCGAGAACUGUCCAUUCUUGCACAUGGCGGAUGAUAUGCAACAAGUGAACAAGUGCACGACGGCGUUUUACGAAGGACAGGCGGCAGUGAUGGACCCACGUGAUAGCUGGGCCGCCAAAUGGAUACGCGUGGACGCCUAUCUUCCCGGUGUUUAUGCGAUCACCGUUACCGGGAAUUUUGAUCGCGAUAUCGAGGAAGACUUGGAAAACAGAGGGAUAAGAUGGCGGUGUCGACCGCCUCAAAACUAAACAAGCUAUGUCCAAUUCUUCUUUUCUUGGACAGUGAAAAAGACGCCUUUAAACUAGACUAGCAAUAAGUAGAUGCUUUGCUCUUUGUGUGCU